Molecule: messenger RNA, 5046 nt
Organism: Plasmodium yoelii
Lineage: Eukaryota; Apicomplexa; Aconoidasida; Haemosporida; Plasmodiidae
Product: PIR protein
Exons: 3
Coding region: 1-5046 (1681 amino acids)
Source: RefSeq, a predicted model, not a curated record
AUGGAUGACGAAACAGCGUGCGAUUUAUUUUAUGAAGCUGAUAAGCUUUUGAAUGGUAGUACUGACAUACAUAAGGAAAUCAAUAGUUUCCCAGAAUACCUUCGAUAUUGCCCCAAUAAUAGACCAUGUUCAAAUAGGGUUGAAGGUAUUGGUGCUUUGAGCGGGUAUUUAUUUACGGCGUUAAACAAUGAUGACAACGUGUAUUCUGAAUAUUUUAUGAUGUGGUUAGCUCAUAAUUUAUUUAAGAUAGCCCAAAAAAUAAAAAAUAGUAACGCCAAUGAAAUUACUUUAAGUUCCGCUUAUGAACAAUAUUUAAAGAAAAAUAUGGGUAAUUUUGAGAAUUUGAAUAUUUUAAAUAAUCUAAUGACUUUGCAAAAUGUUAAUCUUAGGCAUAUGAGUGAAUUGUAUACGCUACUUAACCAUAUAUGUAAUACGAUUGCAUAUUAUAAAAAAAAUAAUGAAAAACAUAAAAACCUUUCUCGAAAUUCUAUCAAAUGUCUUAAUCAAUAUAGAACCCUUUACAACGUUUUUUCUGGAAAUGAUACAUAUCUAUCUCUAUUGCAAAAAUUAAAAAAAAUAUAUGACGAUUUUAGAACUGCUGCUAUUGAGAAUGAUGCUGAUAAAAAAUAUAAUAUAGAAAAACGUCUUCUAGAACUUACAAAAAUGAAUGAGAGGAAUAAUGAACAAAACAUCAAUCUACAAAAUACAGCGAAUAAAACAUCAACUCAAAGAAAGGAACCAAAAAAUAGUAGAAGAUACCAAGGAAAGUCUAUAAAGCUAACAAAAGAAAGUUUAUCAUCGAAAUCGAAAGGUCAAGCACUACCUGAAGAUCUACCUAAAGCGCUAGCUCAAAUACAGCAUCCACCUCAACAUCAAAAUCAAGCACUACCUAAAGAUCAACACCAAGCACUACCUAAAGAUCAACAUCAAGCACUACCUAAAGAUCAACAUCAAGCACUACCUAAAGAUCAACAUCAAGCACUACCUAAAGAUCAAUCUCAAAUAAAACAAAAACAACAGCUAGAACCAGAAAAAAAAUCAGAAUCACAAAAUAAAGGGAAUGAGACACUACAUCACGCACUAUCUAAAAUACAAAAACAACAACAGGUAGAAGGGGAACAAAAGAUAGAAGGACAAAAUGUAGGAGAACAAAAUGUAGAAGGAAAACAAAAUGUAGGAGAACAAAAGGUAGAAGGACAAAAGGUAGGAGAACAAAAGGAAGAAGGACAAAAGGUAGGAGAACAAAAAUUAGGAGAACAAAAAUUAGGAGAACAAAAGGUAGGAGAACAAAAAUUAGGAGAACAAAAGGUAGGAGAACAAAAGGUAGAAGGAAAACAAAAGGUAGAAGGAAAACAAAAUGUAGGAGAACAAAAAUUAGGAGAACAAAAGGUAGGAGAACAAAAGGUAGGAGAACAAAAGGUAGGAGAACAAAAGGUAGAACCACAAAAUAAAAAGAAUGAGGCACUACAGCAAGUACUAUCUACAAUAAAACAAAAACUACAGCUAGAACCAGAAAAAAAUCCAAAGCCAGAAAAAAAAACAGAAUCACAAAAUAAUGAGAAUGAAGCACUAAAGAAAGAAGUACCUAAAAUACAACAAGCACCAGUACAACCAGAAGAGCCAGCACCAGGAUUACAAGAACUACCGCCAGCACAACAACCACAACAACCAGAAGCACCACAAGAUCCAGCACCAGCAAUACCAGUACAACCAGAAGCACCACCAAUACCAGCACAACAACCAGGAAUACCAGCAGCACCACAACCAGCACCAGCACCAGGAAUACCAGUACCACAACCACCACCAGGAAUACCAGAACAACCACCAGGAAUACCAGUACCACAACCACCAGGAAUACCAGUACCACAACCACCACCAGUACCAAUACCAGUACCACAACCACCACCAGUACCAAUACCAGUACCACCACUACCAGUACCAGAAAUACCACAACCACCACAAGCAGUACCAGAAGUACCACAACCACCACAAGCAGUACCAGAAGUACCACAACCACCACAAGCAGUACCAGAAAUACCACAACCACCACCACAAAUACCAGUACCACAACCACCACCACAAAUACCAGAAAUACCACAACCACCACAAGCAGUACCAGAAGUACCACAACCACCACAAGCAGUACCAGAAAUACCACAACCACCACUACCAGUACCAGAAAUACCACAACCACCACAAGCAGUACCAGAAAUACCACAACCACCACAAGCAGUACCAGAAAUACCACAACCACCACUACCAGUACCAGAAAUACCACAACCACCACAAGCAGUACCAGAAAUACCACAACCACCACUACCAGUACCAGAAAUACCACAACCACCACUACCAGUACCAGAAAUACCACAACCACCACAAGCAGUACCAGAAAUACCACAACCACCACUACCAGUACCAGAAAUACCACAACCACUAGCACAAGUACUACAACAAUACCAGCAACUAUUACAACAAAACCAACAACCACAUCAACCACCACAUCAACCACCACUACAUCAACCACCACAUCAACCACCACAUCAACCACCACUACAUCAACCACCACAUCAACCACCACAUCAACCACCACAUCAAGAACCACAUCAAGAACCACUACAUCAACCACCACAUCAACCACCACAUCAACCACCACAUCAACCACAACAAGAACCACAACAAGAACCACCACAUCAACCACAACAAGAACCACAACAAGAACCACAACAAGAACCACCACAUCAACCACAACAAGAACCACAACAAGAACCACCACAUCAACCACCACAUCAACCACAACAAGAACCACCACAUCAACCACCACAUCAACCACAACAAGAACCACCACAUCAACCACCACAUCAACCACCACAUCAACCACCACAUCAACCACAACAAGAACCACCACAUCAACCACCACAUCAACCACAACAAGAACCACCACAUCAACCACCACAUCAACCACCACAUCAACCACCACAUCAACCACCACAUCAACCACCACAUCAACCACCACAUCAACCACCACAUCAACCACCACAUCAACCACCACAUCAACCACCACAUCAACCACCACAUCAACCACCACAUCAACCACAAGCACAAAGACAAGAACAAGCACAAGCACAAAGACAAGAACAAGCACAAGCACAAAGACAAGAACAAGCACAAGCACAAAGACAAGAACAAGCACAAGCACAAAGACAAGAACAAGCACAAGCACAAAGACAAGAACAAGCACAAGCACAAAGACAAGAACAAGCACAAGCACAAAGACAAGAACAAGCACAAGCACAAAGACAAGAACAAGCACAAGCACAAAGACAAGAACAAGCACAAGCACAAAGACAAGAACAAGCACAAGCACAAAGACAAGAACAAGCACAAGCACAAAGACAAGAACAAGCACAAGCACAAAGACAAGAACAAGCACUACGAGAAGAAGUACAACAACAACAAGAAGAAGUACAACAACAACAAGAAGAAGUACAACAACAACCACAUGAAGAUAUACAAAUACACCAAGUAAUACAACAACCACUACAACCACAACUGGAAGCACAGCAUCUACGGCAACCAAAGGAAGAUAUACAAAUACAACAAGUAAUACAAAAACCAUUACCACAACUGGAAGCACAGCAUCUACGACAACCACAAUCACAAUAUACAAAGAAAAAUAAAAGCGAUUCAUAUUGUGUAUCAAAAAAUAAAGAAUAUAACUUCAAUGAUCCAAAAUGUCAAUUGAAAUAUGAGAAGAAAUUCGAAAAUCCAAAGGAAAAUGACACUCAAGAGGAGCAAAAAGAUCAUGAAAUAAAUGAGAAGAAUAAUGAACAAAACAUCAAUAUACAAAAUAAAGCGGAUAAACCAUCAAACCAAAGAGAGGAACCAUCAGUUUCAAAAGGUGCACCAAAAUUUUCAGGAAGUGAGCCAGAAAAUAGUGGAAGAUCCCAAGGAAAGUCUUUAAAACCACCAAAAGAAAAUUUAUCAAUGGAAUCGAAAGAUCAAGCACUACUUAAAGACCUAUAUCAAGUACUUCCUCAAGCAUUAAAAAAACAACAUCCCGAACUAGAAAAAAAUCCACAGGCCAAAAAAAGUCCAGAACUACAAAAUAAAGAGAAUGAGACACAAUCAAAACCACAAGAUAAAGAUCAUGAGGCAGAACAAAAAUCACAUGAUAAAGAAGAUGUGGCACAAGAAAAAUCACAAGAUAAAGGGGACAUAACACAAUCUCCAUCUACACAAAGAAAAUCAUUGACGAAACGUGAAACUACGAAAAAAAACACAGAAAUGGAAUUUUUAUAUGAUUUGUAUAAACAGUAUUUUUCAUCUUUUUAUAAAAAUUGUACUGAUUAUGGAAAUCGUUUAUAUGAAACAGCAUCAACUAGCUUAACAAAAGGUUACUCUGCAUUUAAUAAUUUUGCUAAUGAUUUAAUUAAUCAAUCAAAUAAAGUAAAUGUUACAUCACCGCCAAUUGAUAAUAGCAUUCAACUAAAAGAUUCGAGAAAUGAUCCACCUUCCUCUGAUGAUACAUCAGAAAUGCUCUCGCCUCCGUCGAAGGAAUCUAUUGACAAAAAAACUGAAGGUGAAAACCACGAAACAAAUUCUGAAGGUAAAAUCCAAGAAACAAUUUCUGAAGGUGGAAACCAAGAAAAUAAAUCUGAAGGUGGAAUCCAAGGAAAAGAACCUGAAGGUGGAAACCAAGGAAAAGAACAUGAAGGUAAAGGCAAAAUAAGUGAAACGAAACAAUCAACACCAAUUCCAACUCCUGAAGAGCCAUCAGACGAUUCUAUCAAUAUAAUACUUGAUCGAGGAAUUGAAGAACCUCCUUCUGAAAUGGAGGUGCAAAAAGGCAUAUUCGAAAUAGGAUUUUUAGAUGUAUUUAAAGGAUACAAAUUAUUUGUAUAUUUAGUUAUAAUUAUUUUCAUACCCAUUAUUUUAACACUUAUGUAUAGGGAUUUGGGAAGAGAAAAAAAAAAAAAAAAAAACAUAAAAAAGGUUAUAAAAUUGUCUGAUGAAAAUAAUACCGAAAUGUUGCAAUACAUUCCUUGA